CUUCCUCAACAAGUCGAGAUGCCUGGUGGGUACAAAGGAGAAUGUGGGGACGAUGUGGAUCCCAUGCCAUUUCUGGCACCCCCAGAGAAGGAGAGGAUUGAGGCCAUGAACAAGCCUUAUGACAUCAAGAAGUCCUGCUGGGUAAAGGAUGAGAAGGAGGGUUUCGUCGCAGGGGAGAUCCAGUCUGAACAAGGAGACCAAGUCACCGUAAAGACGGUCACCAAUCAGACGGUUACUAUGAAGAAAGAAGAUAUCCAACAGAUGAACCCUCCCAAGUUCUACCAGGCCAAUGACAUGGCUGACAUGACCUUUCUGAAUGAGGCCAGUGUCCUGAACAACCUGCGCCAACGCUACAUCAACAUGAGGAUCUACACCUACUCGGGGUUGUUCUGUGUGACCGUCAACCCCUAUAAGUGGCUGCCCAUCUAUGGAGCUCGAGUGGCCAACAUGUACAAGGGCAAGAAACGCACUGAAAUGCCUCCGCAUCUCUUCUCCAUUUCUGACAACGCCUACCAUGACAUGCUCAUGGAUCGUGAAAAUCAGUCUAUGCUAAUCACUGGAGAAUCCGGUGCCGGCAAGACUGAAAACACAAAAAAGGUCAUUCAGUAUUUUGCCAAUAUCGGAGGCACAGGCAAACAGUCUACGGACGGUAAGGGAUCCCUGGAAGAUCAAGUCAUCCAGGCCAAUCCCGUGCUAGAGGCCUUUGGGAAUGCCAAGACUAUCAGGAACAACAAUUCAUCUCGCUUUGGCAAGUUUAUCAGAAUCCAUUUUGGCCCUUCUGGCAAACUGGCUGGGGCUGACAUAGAGAGUUAUCUCUUAGAGAAAUCUCGGGUCAUUUCCCAGCAGGCAGCUGAGAGAGGUUACCAUAUCUUCUAUCAGAUCCUCUCUAAUAAGAAGCCUGAACUUCUUGAAAGUUUGCUGCUGGUGCCCAAUCCCAAGGAAUACCAAUGGAUAAGCCAGGGUGUUACUGUAGUCGACAACAUGGAUGAUGGUGAAGAGUUACAGAUCACGGAUGUUGCUUUUGAUGUUCUGGGAUUCACUGCAGAGGAGAAGAUUGGUGUCUAUAAACUGACUGGGGGCAUUAUGCAUUUUGGAAACAUGAAGUUCAAGCAGAAGCCACGAGAGGAGCAAGCAGAAGUGGACACCACUGAGGUGGCUGAUAAGGUCGCCCACCUCAUGGGCCUCAACUCCGGGGAACUCCAGAAGGGCAUUACCCGGCCUCGAGUGAAAGUGGGCAAUGAAUUUGUGCAGAAAGGUCAAAACAUGGACCAGUGCAAUAACUCUAUCGGUGCUUUGGGCAAAGCCAUCUAUGACAAGAUGUUUAAGUGGCUGGUCGUCAGGAUCAACAAGACCUUAGACACCAAGAUGCAGAGGCAGUUCUUCAUCGGGGUGCUGGAUAUUGCCGGCUUUGAGAUCUUUGAGUUUAACAGCUUUGAACAACUGUGCAUUAAUUUCACCAAUGAGAAACUACAGCAGUUCUUCAACCACCACAUGUUUGUGCUGGAGCAGGAGGAGUAUAAGAGAGAAGGCAUUGACUGGGUCUUCAUUGACUUUGGCCUGGACCUGCAAGCGUGCAUUGACCUUCUGGAAAAGCCCAUGGGCAUCUUCUCCAUUCUGGAAGAGCAGUGCGUGUUCCCGAAAGCCACGGAUGCCACUUUCAAGGCUGCCUUGUAUGAUAACCAUUUAGGAAAAUCAAACAACUUCCUUAAGCCCAAGGGAGGUAAAGGCAAAGGGCCAGAGGCCCAUUUUGAGCUGGUCCACUACGCCGGCACCGUGGGUUACAACAUCACUGGCUGGCUGGAGAAAAAUAAGGACCCACUCAAUGAAACAGUGGUGGGCUUGUUCCAGAAAUCCAGUCUGGGCCUCCUUGGCGUCCUUUUCAAAGAAGAAGAGGCUGCAGCUGGGAGCAAGAAACAGAAAAGAGGAUCUUCCUUCAUGACUGUCUCCAACUUCUACAGGGAGCAGCUGAACAAAUUGAUGGCCACACUGCACAGCACCGCCCCCCACUUUGUCCGAUGCAUUGUCCCCAAUGAGUUCAAGCAGUCUGGGGUGGUGGAUGCUCAUCUGAUCAUGCACCAGUUGGCGUGUAACGGCGUCCUCGAAGGCAUCCGUAUUUGCAGGAAGGGCUUCCCCAACAGGCUGCAGUAUCCUGAAUUCAAACAGAGAUACCAAGUGUUGAACCCCAGCGUGAUCCCACAGGGAUUUGUGGACAACAAGAAGGCCUCAGAACUGCUGCUUGGCUCUAUCGAACUAGAUGUGAAUGAAUACAAAAUCGGACACACCAAGGUGUUCUUCCGGGCUGGAGUCUUGGCCAAGCUUGAAGAUAUGCGAGACGACCGUCUGUCAAAGAUUAUGAUCAUGUUGCAGUGCCAACUUCGGGGUUACCUGGCGAGGAUUGAAUUCAAGAAGAUGCUAGAUAUGAGAAUCGGCCUGACAGUCAUUCAGCGGAAUGUUCGCAAGUUCCUGCAACUGCGGUACUGGGGCUGGUGGAAACUCUAUAACAAGGUGAAGCCCCUCCUGAAUGUGGCCAGGCAGGAAGAAGAGAUGAAAGCAAAGGAAGAAGAGUUGAGGAAUGCGAUGGCCAAGACACAGGAGCUGAUCAACCGCAUCAAGGAACUGGAGGAAAAAUCAGCUACCCUCGGCCAGGAGAAGAAUGACCUGACCAUCCAGCUUCAGGCUGAACAAGAGAACCUGUCGGAUGCGGAAGAGCGCCUGACCCAGUUGAUGAAGACCAAGAUGGAGUUGGAGAGCCAGCUCUGCGACAUGAGGGAGCGGCUGGAGGAAGAAGAGGGCACCGCGGCCUCCUUGAGCGCUACGAAGCGCAGACUGGAAGGGGAGAUGAGUGACCUGAAGCGGGAUCUGGAAGGCCUGGAAACGACCUUGGCUAAGACAGAAAAGGAGAAACAGGCACUGGAUCACAAAGUGCGUACCUUGAGUGGCGACCUCUCCUUGCGCGACGACUCCAUCACCAAGCUCCAGAAGGAGAAGCGGGCCUUGGAUGAGCUUCACCAGAAAACUCUUGAUGACCUUCAAGCUGAGGAGGACAAGGUGAACCACCUAACCAAGAACAAUAGCAAACUUGGGACUCAGAUACAUGAGUUGGAGGACAACUGGGAACAAGAAAAGAAGAUCCGGGCUGAGGUGGAGAAAGCCCGUCGGAAGGCCGAGAGUGACCUGAAGAUGACCAUCGACAACCUCAAUGAGAUGGAAAGAUCAAAAUUAGAUCUGGAGGAGGUGGUUAAGAAGAGAGACAUGGAAAUAAAUUCUGUCAACUCAAAAUAUGAAGAUGAGCAAUCCUUGAAUUCCACACUGCAAAGAAAGCUAAAGGAACACCAGGCCCGUAUCGAAGAGCUUGAAGAAGAAUUGGAAGCUGAACGUGCUAUGCGAGCAAAGGUAGAGAAACAACGUAGCGACCUGUCCCGGGAUCUUGAAGACCUCAGUGACAGGCUGGAAGAGGCUGGAGGUGCCACAUCUGCGCAGAUCGAACAGAACCGCAAGCGAGAAGCCGAACUGCUGAAGCUGAGGCGGGAGUUGGAAGAGGCAGCCCUGCAGAGCGAGGCCACGGCCUCUACCCUACGCAAAAAGCACACGGAUUCCAUGGCUGAGCUAUCGGAACACGUGGAGAAUCUCCAGAGGGUCAAGUCCAAGUUGGAGAAGGACAAGCAAGUCAUGAAGGCCGAGAUCGAUGACCUCAGUGCCAGCAUGGAGACAGUACAGAAAUCUAAGGUGAAUGCUGAGGCUCAUGUCCGCAAGCUGGAAGACAGUUUGUCUGAGGCUAAUGCUAAAGUGGCUGAACUGGAACGGAACCAAGCAGAAAUUAAUGCCAUUAGGACCAGGCUCCAAGCUGAGAAUGGGGAGCUGAGUCGGGAGCAUGAAGAAUCCCAGAGCCGGCUUAAUCAGAUCAUCCGGAUGAAGACUUCCCUGACCUCUCAAGUUGAUGAGUUCAAGAGGCAGCUGGAUGAAGAGUCUAAGUCCCGCAGUGCCGCUGUCGUGAGCCUGGCCAACACCAAGCACGAUCUGGACCUCAUCAAGGAGCAACUGGAGGAGGAACAAGCGGGCAAGUCUGAGCUGCAGCGCCUGGUCUCCAAGCUCAAUACUGAGGUGACCACCUGGAGGACCAAGUACGAGACUGACGCCAUUCAAAGAACCGAGGAGCUGGAAGAGACCAAGAGGAAAUUGGCUGCAAGGCUCCAGGAGGCAGAAGAGACCGCAGAAGCAGCCCAGGCCCGUGCUGCGACUCUAGAGAAAAACAAACAGAGACUUCAGGCAGAAGUAGAGGACCUAACUAUUGACCUGGAGAAGGCCAAUGCAGCGGCUGCCGCCCUCGACAAGAAACAGCGGGUCUUUGAUAAGAUGCUGGCUGAGUGGCAGCAGAAGUGCGAAGAACUGCAGGUGGAGGUGGACAGUUCCCAGAAGGAGUGCCGGAUGUACAUGACGGAGAACUUCAAGAUCAAGACCGCCUACGAGGAGUCCUUGGAGCACCUGGAAUCUGUGAAGAAGGAGAACAAGACCCUCCAGGAGGAGAUUAAGGAUCUAAUCGAUCAGCUGGGAGAGGGAGGUCGGAGUGUGCACGAGCUUCAGAAGUUGAAGAAGAAGCUUGAGAUUGAGAAGGAAGAACUGCAGGUGGCUCUAGAGGAAGCUGAAUCUUCCCUGGAGGUGGAAGAGAGCAAAGUAAUCCGUAUUCAACUGGAGCUGGCUCAGGUGAAAGCUGACAUAGAUAGAAGAAUCCAUGAGAAGGAAGAGGAAUUUGAGGCUACAAGGAAGAACCACCAACGGGCAAUCGAGUCCUUGCAGACCAGCCUGGAGGCCGAGGCUAAGGGACGUGCAGAAGCCCUCCGGCUCAAGAAGAAAAUGGAGACGGAUUUGAACGAAAUGGAAAUCCAACUGGAUCACGCGAACAAGAACAACAGCGAGCUGGUCAAGACGCUGAAAAGGCUGCAGCAGCAAAUCAAGGAUCUCCAGGUCCAGAUGGACGAGGAUGCCCGCCAACACGAAGAGCUCCGGGAGCAGUACAACCUCCAAGAGCGUCGGCUGAGCCUGCUGCAGACCGAGUUGGAAGAAGUGCGCUCUGCUCUGGAGGGGAGCGAGCGGUCUCGCAAGCUCUUGGAACAAGAAGUGGUGGAGAUCACGGAGAGGCACAACGAGGUCAACAUCCAGAACCAAAGCUUGCUGGUGAUCAAACGUAAGCUCGAAUCUGAUGUCCAGCGCAUCUCCAACGAACACGAAGAGCUCCUCAGCGAGUUCCGGACAGCAGAUGAGAGAGCCAAGAAAGCGAUGGCUGACGCGUCCCGCAUGGCUGAAGAAUUGCGGCAGGAGCAGGAUCACUGCAUGCACCUGGAGAAGAUCAAGAAAAACUAUGAGAUCACCAUCAAGGACCUUCAGGCCAAGAUGGAAGAGGCCGAGCAACUGGCCCUGAAAGGAGGAAAGCGUACAAUAAUGAAGCUGGAGGCGCGGAUCAAGGAAGUGGAAACCGAACUGGAUGCGGAGCAGAAACGGCACGUAGAGACGGUCAAAGUCCUGCGGAAAAAUGAACGCCGUCUCAAAGAACUGGUCUUCCAAACGGAUGAGGAUCACAAGACCAAUCAACGCAUGCAAGAGCUGGUGGAGAAGCUGCAGAACAAGCUGAAAGUCUACAAGAGGCAAAUUGACGAAGCCGAGGAACAGGCUAACCAGAGCAUGGCCAGGUACAGGAAGACCGUGCACGAGCUGGACGAUGCGGAGGAACGAGCGGGCAUGGCCGAAUCCGCUCUGAAUAAGCUGCGCUCCAGGCAUCGCGUCUCAAGCAAAGGAAUCACCGCUGUGGAGAUCAUCCAAGUGUCCAAGACCGGGUCCUCCAAAAAUAUCUCUGAGGAAUAAGUGCCCUUCGGCAGCAAGAUCACACAGAUACUGUCGAGAACGCUCACUGUAGAAAUGAUGCUAGAGUGGUGAAAAUAGAGGACUAAAUCCAUCCAGAAGGGCAGGGAGAGAGGGCGGGAAGAAAUGGAAAAAUACACGAGUGUCCGAAUGAAUGAGUUUAGGAAUUUAAAUGCCCUUCGCUCGUCGGGACCUGAAAUCCGUGUCGCUUCUCUGAUUCCCGACGCCAUCCAACACCUAGAUGUUUGUCAUCGAUCAAGAUGAGUGUUUCUUUACUUGAGAUUUACAUGUUCACGUCAAGGACGGAAUGUGUAAAGUAUCUGUGUAACGUGGCUGUUUCCUGUAAAUAAUUCCUCACUCGCAUAGUUUUAGUGCCUAGCCUGAAUGAAGCCGUAGUAAAAGAAACACUGACAAAACGA
Ornithorhynchus anatinus (platypus) is the source of this 6272-nucleotide messenger RNA. RefSeq names its product myosin-16. The transcript has 43 exons. The record is from RefSeq and is a predicted model, not a curated record. Gene Ontology annotation, cellular component: myosin complex. Lineage: Eukaryota; Metazoa; Chordata; Mammalia; Monotremata; Ornithorhynchidae. Gene Ontology annotation, molecular function: ATP binding; actin filament binding; cytoskeletal motor activity. Bases 19 to 5856 code for a protein of 1945 amino acids.